GAUCACGAAUGAAAAUGUACCUUAAAAACCCUUUCGGUUUCGUUUGCAUUAGGAAAUAUAUUUCCUUGUCGCAUCAGAGCGAAGCCAAGCUGUAUUUUCGCUUCAAAUUUGAUUAAGGUAUAGUCUACAUUCUUCUUAUAUUUGAUUUAAUCAUUAUGGCACUUUUCGACGUAAGUGGUUAUAAGUCCCACGCGGGACUUCGUGGGCAGAUUCUUGGAACAGGAGUAGGGCAUUUUAUUGACCGACCGAAUCAGGAAUUUGCUGUCCCUGUUGGAGUGGAUCCCUCAGGGUUCCUGAAGUCAUGCAGCCGUGAAGGUGGUGUGUCCAUAGAUCUGAACCAUGGAACAACUACACUGGCUUUCAAAUUCCGCCAUGGUGUCAUUGUGGCCGUGGACUCCAGGGCCUCAGCUGGCAGCUACAUUGCGUCAAAGGAGGCUAACAAGGUGAUAGAGAUCAAUCCUUACCUGCUGGGGACCAUGUCUGGCAGUGCUGCUGAUUGCCAGUACUGGGAGAGACUGCUGGCUAAGGAGUGCAGGCUGUACAAACUGAGGAACAAGCAGAGGAUCUCAGUGUCUGCAGCCUCUAAGCUGCUGUGUAACAUGAUGCUGGGCUACAGGGGCAUGGGCCUCUCCAUGGGCAGCAUGAUCGUUGGCUGGGACAACAAGGGCCCUGGUUUGUACUAUGUGGAUGAUAAUGCCACACGUCUCUCUGGUCGGAUGUUCUCUACUGGUUGUGGUAGCAGCUAUGCAUACGGAGUGAUGGACAGCGGUUACCGUGAGGACAUGACGGUAGAGGAGGCGUACGAGCUGGGCCGCCGUGGCAUCACCCACGCCACGCACAGAGACGCCUACUCUGGAGGAGUGGUCAACCUGUACCACAUGAAGGAGGACGGCUGGAUAAAGGUGUGUAAGGAGGACGUGUCAGAGCUGAUCCACCGCUACAGGAAGGGCAUGUUCUGAUCAUAGAUCAGUUUCUACACCCACACAGACACACUGUGUUCUCUCUCAACUGAUCCCAGCACUGCUCCAAAUAAAGACAAUUUUCAAACCGCA
Messenger RNA from Coregonus clupeaformis (lake whitefish), 1052 nucleotides. RefSeq names its product proteasome subunit beta type-8. The coding region runs from base 156 to 959 and encodes 267 amino acids. The transcript is spliced from 6 exons. The record is from RefSeq and is a predicted model, not a curated record. Gene Ontology annotation, cellular component: proteasome core complex. Gene Ontology annotation, molecular function: threonine-type endopeptidase activity. NCBI's taxonomy places the organism in Eukaryota, Metazoa, Chordata, Actinopteri, Salmoniformes, Salmonidae.